AUGGCGGUGUGCUUAUUUAUAGAAAAACGGGUUCAAGCAUACUUUUCUCAAGAUCAGAUAAAAAAGGUUGACAUUCGCAGAGGUUUAUAUAAGGAUGAUAUUAUGAAUAAAGAUUACAGAGUUUCAGAUGCACAGAACACUGAUAACAUGAAAAUGUCUCCUACGCAUGAGGAUUGCAAAAAUAAGUACAGUCAAUCCCCAAAAACUGGUUGCAGCAGUGUCAGAAGUAGGAGCCGAAGCAGAAGCAGGAGCAAGAGCCCUCCGCGUAGUUUUCGGUGUGAUUCAAAACUCAAUCAUGGAAAUGGGAUGAGGGCUAGGGGAUUAACACUAGCAUGUAGAGAUUUUGCUUCUGGGAUGUGCAGAAGAGGCAGUCAAUGUCGUUUCCUUCACAGUGACAAUCAAAAGUUUGAUGACAGCUGGGUAAGUAGACAGAGGCAAGAUGGAUAUCUCAUAUAUUAUGCUCCCCUUGAGAGUGCGAACAAUUCUCGUACAACUGGAAGAUUUAAUGGAACUUGUAUCAAUUAUGCAAAAGGAAGUUGUAGAAUGGGAGCAUCAUGCAAGUAUGUGCAUCAUGAAAAUUCUAACCAGUUCAAUAAAGCUUCUGUGGUUGAAUCAACUAGGGAAAUGGAAAUUGAUAGAAGUUGCAUAACGAGUUCUUUAGAGCAAGGUGGUCGACGUGGUACAAACCAGAGUAGUGAUAAUCCUUGCAAAUUUUUUGCAUUUGGGAAUUGUCGAAAUGGUAACUAUUGUAGAUUUUCUCAUGAUAGGCAAGCAUGCUGGAGCCCAGAUAGAGGAGUCAGUGGUGGAGAUCAGGCUUUGGAUAGGCCAAAAUUGAGUGAUGAAGUUGGUCUCCAUGGAAGGCUAAUGAAUGAUAAAUGGGAUUUGGAUAGUAAUAUGGCUGAUGUAGAUAACAAAAAUGGAGUUAUGGGUGGCCCAGAAACUGCUAUUACUGCUUGUUCAUUUGGUGAUGGAUGGGGCCGUAACUUAGAUAAGAAUAAAGUGCAUGGUAAAACACUAUUUUCAAGUGAUAUGAAGGAAGCCAACAUUCACACUUCUCAGUCAGUAGGCAAAGAUAUUUGGCCUGAUAAUGAAAAAAUGUCUCCUGAUUGGAAUCAUGCCGUGAGACCUUCCAUCCAUAUUGAAGAAAAGCAUGAGCAGAGUAAGCAACAAGUUGCUCCAGGUAAUCCCGUGCUUGAUGUUCCACUUAUUAUGCAUCCUUGUCCGUAG
This is a messenger RNA of Sphenostylis stenocarpa, 1227 nucleotides long. Lineage: Eukaryota; Viridiplantae; Streptophyta; Magnoliopsida; Fabales; Fabaceae. The record is from the annotation of a GenBank genome assembly.